Messenger RNA from Juglans regia (Persian walnut), 1499 nucleotides. RefSeq lists its product as uncharacterized. Gene Ontology annotation, molecular function: transcription coregulator activity; histone binding; transcription cis-regulatory region binding. The transcript has a single exon. Gene Ontology annotation, cellular component: nucleus. The record is from RefSeq and is a predicted model, not a curated record. Gene Ontology annotation, biological process: regulation of DNA-templated transcription. NCBI's taxonomy places the organism in Eukaryota, Viridiplantae, Streptophyta, Magnoliopsida, Fagales, Juglandaceae. The coding region runs from base 586 to 1089 and encodes 167 amino acids.
UACUCGAUGUGAAGUACUCGCUGGAAGAUAAAGAGUUACAGAUCUUGAUUCAGCUCUCUUACACAAUCUUUGACGCGAAGUUAAGUAUUGAAUAUGCUUAUGGGAGAGAGAUCUACCCAUUGGAGCAACAAGAAUUGAUAUACAAUGGUAUUUGCUUGAAGGAUGAGCAAACCGUGACUAAGACCGAGGUGUAUGAAAGUGUUUCUAUCUUCUUUAUUGGUUUGGGUUUGGUGGAAAUAGAAGAAUACGGAUAUGAGGUGAUGCAAGACGAAGAACGAGCUACGGAAGGUGAUCCCUUUAGAAAUACUGUCUUAUUUUCUCAACUUUCAGAUCUUCCUCUCCAUGUUUCGUUUCUUUCCUCCAUCAACACGUCAUCAGAUGUUGCGCUCACCGAGAUAGAGCACUUGAUUGGAGAUGGGGCCAAGAACCAGAUCACCACGAACCCCAUCAACACUGUCUUUGAUGCUAGGAGGCUGAUUGGUUGUACAGUGAAGCUUCUGUUCAGAGUGACCUUACAUUGUGGCUAUUCAAGCCCAUGGCUGUGGUCAUUUGCUGGGGAGAAUCCCAUGCUUUUGUACGUCUUGUAUGGCAUCCUCCAUGGCCAAGAGGUGUCACUCACUCACUCAUGGUCCAACAAUCCCAAACCCUAGUUUCUCAAUCCAAAAAACCCAAGUCCCCCCAUCUCCAGUUACUUCCCCACCUAAUUGGAACUGGUCCUGUCGGCUUCAGAAGCUCAACCAGGCCAAGACAAAUGACUCUGUUACUCCGGCCAAGAUAGAGGGGGCUGGAAUCGUGCUCUGCCUGGAGACAGAGGACGUCAAAGUUGCCAUUGUGAAGGCCAUGAAUGCGGGAGCCAUAGCUGUGAGUGAGAAUCGGAAAGAUUGGCUUUCGUUGGUUGCCAUGCACAUCGAUUCUUGGUUGCUUUCUGUAGCUUUCUAUCUUGGAGCCUGUCUUAACCACAAUGAAAGGAAGUGUCUAUUUAGCUUGAUCAAUGAUCCGCCCACCGUUUUUGAAGUUGUGACGAAGAGGAAGCCUAUGAAAGACAAGCCCAACGUGGAUAGGGGAAGCAAAUCUCGGGGUUGCACAUAGAGAUCAAUUGAUGGACAAGUUCAUAACAACCCUAAGCUUGCCGAUGGAGGAAGACGAUGAGCAUACCGAAACCCUUUGUGGGAGUUGUGGUGGAAAUUACAGUGCAGAUGAGUUUUUGGAUUGGCUGUGUCUAUGAGAGAUGGUUCCAUGGAAAGUGUGUGAUGAUAACACCUGCUAAGGCAGCGAACAUCAAGCAAUACAAAUGCCCAUCUUGUAUGAAGUGGGGGAGGCUGGGGUUUGUUGAUAAUAACAAGAUCAGGUUCCUUGCUCUCACGGGCAAGGAGAUUUUGGGUGAGGUUCCUUCUAGAAAAUUGUUUGAAUUAGACUCAAUUAAUUAUUGGUAUUAUCUCUCACUUUUAAACAUAUAUGCUGAAGUUGUGGGGGCUUUAGGAGAUAGAAUGUUGGAACAA